This is a messenger RNA of Cantharellus anzutake, 1233 nucleotides long. RefSeq lists its product as uncharacterized. The record is from RefSeq and is a predicted model, not a curated record. The transcript has 2 exons. The coding region runs from base 1 to 1233 and encodes 410 amino acids. Lineage: Eukaryota; Fungi; Basidiomycota; Agaricomycetes; Cantharellales; Hydnaceae.
AUGUCGUCAGAUUCUAAUACCCAGCGCUGUCUCCGCCCCAGACCCAAUCCAAAGUUAACAACCUCAACUGCACCUGACAGUACGGAUGAUUUUUUCCUCAUACGGCGAAAUGCUGCCUUGCCGCCACCCACCUCCAGUGCGGAGCCAUCUGCUGUGCCUGUGGCCCCCCUGAGACCUAAACGUGCUGCUGCACACAACUCGAAGAAGAAGGUUUCGCCCCGACGAUCCAACAUCCCUUCCCCUUCCACUCCCUCUUCUAAAAUUGUGCUGAAAAUCCCUCGUCGUCCACGCACCCACGCUGAGCUGAACGCGGCACCAGCUUCCCUUUCCUUGACCACUGCUGGUGAAUCCAGUUUCUGUGAGCCACCAUCGAAUCCUGAAGCUGGUGACUCCACUUGCCUUGACCCGCAACCCAAGAGCACCGAGGCCGAGCCGGACGCGGCACCAGCUCCUACUGCCCUUGACGAGCGUAAUCUCCAUAAAUCACAGCCAAACCCUGAAUCCAGUGAGCAGGUCAGCAGCGAGCCCGACACUACGGGUGGACCCAGUUGCCGUGGUCCGCUACUCAACAAUUUCGAGGCCAGCGAUCAGGCGACUCACCCUGUUGUCAGCACUGGCAGCCUCCCUAGCAGCCCAAUUGCCGAUAAUACUCCCCUUGUUGGCCAAACUGUUAAUGGCGAGGCUGGCGGGUUUGAUGAUGAUUCCAGAGAACUGAAUUUGAUUGGGGACCCCUCCGGGGUGAACGUGAAUUACCCAGAGCUUGAGGAUGUUGCGGCAGCCAAGAUGGAUCUGAUCAAUUCCUUUGAUGAUCCUGAGGCAGAUGUGUCUCCCCUAGUGGCUGGACGUUACUCAAAGGUGGAAAUUAAGGAGCUAGACGCUAUUUAUCAAUCCUUCCUGAUUUCCGUCAAUGACUGGGCUGAGAGUCGACAUCGCACCAUCACCUCCGCACUCAAUCAUAUCAGCCUUGCUUUUGCUACCCGUGAACGCCGUGCUUCGGGGAACCCAUGGAACGCAUACCUCGAACUCAACCCCAAUCCGGAUUCCAGCAUGCGUUAUGACCAGUACAUUCAGAACAUUGCUCGGCCCAACUAUAACAAGCUUACUCAGGAUCAUGGUGGAAAGGGCAGCCAGGGCUGGCAGGCUAAGGCGCAAGAAUUGAUCCAACUUCAGGACGCAAAGAAGCGGGAUAGCAUUUCAAUGAUCCGAGAUGAUGCCAAGGACCAGGGGGGAUGA